AUGUACAUACCAGAAAAGCUGGGCCUCCUUAGCGCCCGCGAUCAACCUCCCGGCCACAAAACACCGGCGGUGCUCGGCGUCACCACCCCAAUUGUCGGCGUCUUCGCCGCGGCCCUGGGAUAUCUCUGCUGGCGCAAGAAGAAGCGGCGACGCAGGUCGAGGCGUAGCAGUCGCCACGAUGGCGAUUUUGGGCCUGUCGUCAGCGCCAACGGCUUCAUCCUAGGCGACGUCUGGGACGACGGAGGAGGGUUCGACCCGGACCCGAGGAGAAGAGCCCGGGGUCCAUCUGCGCCAGACACGUUUAUCCGCGGCGACGUGUGGGACGACGGCGGAGGGUUCGACCCUGACCCGCGCAGGAGGAACGCAAACCUCGGCCCCAGCAACCACGGCGCCGAAGUCCUCCUAGACGACGUGUGGAACGAGGGCGAGUCGGACGGGCAUGUGGAUGUGCACCCCAGCAGGCGCGAUCGCCUGCACAGCACCAGACCCCCUCGACGACGCAGCACAGAAGACCGCCGCCCCCGGCGCCGCCACCACCGCGACGGACCAUCCCGCCGGCGACACAACUCAGUCGACGACGUGCGCCGCAACAGGAGACACCGCCGACGCCGACGCCGCAGCACAAAUGACGAGGGUGGCGGCGGCGGCGAUCGACAUGAGCGGAUCCAAGGCGACGUGUGGAACGAAGGCGAGGCGCAGGGGCAUGUGGACCGCGAUCCGGGCGGACGGGAGCCUUCCAUCGCGCACAGCGUCACGGGCAACAGCCAUGUGUUUGGCACCGACGACAUUGACGAUCGGAGCUUCCGCACUGCCACUGUAAGCGUCGACGAGCCCUCCGAUAUGCCGACGUAUCCAGCACGAGCCCACCUCCCCGACGUGCCGGCCAAUCUCAACGAUGAUUUGUUCAGUGAGGACGGCAGCGAGAUAGGCGCGGCCGAGGGGAACCGGCUCGCCCUGGAGCUGAGGUUGGCUCUGCAUGGAGCAGCCCUCAGCACAUAG
Molecule: messenger RNA, 999 nt
Organism: Pyricularia pennisetigena
Lineage: Eukaryota; Fungi; Ascomycota; Sordariomycetes; Magnaporthales; Pyriculariaceae
Exons: 2
Coding region: 1-999 (332 amino acids)
Source: RefSeq, a predicted model, not a curated record